UCAAAAGAUUGAUAUGGACCAUACUUCUGGCGAUGAGUUGCAACGGUGCGGAAAUCACGUGCCCCGGCGAGUGUACAUGCCGGAGCGCAUUCGACCCCAACUAUGGAAGUGAAAUGCGUGUCACUUGCAACAAAGGCGACAUGAGCUCUAUACCGAUCGAAUACAUUGACCACAGCUCCGAUAUUGUCAUCAUAUCGGCGCCCCCCGACAGACCCAACUAUCUCACCAUCGGACCCAUAUUCACCCAACCGAUACCCUUCAGCAACCUCAAGGAGCUCCAUAUCGUCAACUCCAACGUCCCCUCCAUAGGACAGUACUCGUUCUGGGGCCUCCAAAAUUUACGCCUCAUUAAUUUAACCCACAACAACCUGACGAGCAUCGGGGCGGACAAUUUUCGCGGCCUAAUAAACCUAACGGAACUACAUCUCGACCAUAAUAAUAUCGAGCAGAUGCCGAGCGAAACGUUUCGACAUCUGACCGCACUGAGAACAUUAAUUCUGGCAAACAAUCAGAUAACGACAUUGGUGCCCCGGUUAUUUCGCAUGCUCGCAAAACUCCAACAUUUGGACCUCAGCUACAAUCCGCUGGCGGAUUUGAACCCCGAGAACAAGAUUCAAUAUUUGACUGAGGACGAUUUACAGAGACUGGAAGCGAUCGCUCAUGUUGAUUUAUCACGAAAUCACUGGCGCUGCGAUCAAUGCUCGGUGGGGCCGAUGCUCCUUUACAUGUCGACGACGGUAUUGAACGCGACUAUACGGAACUUAAAGUGCCACUCACCGAUACGGCUGCAAGGCGUUUCGUUUGCUAAGCUGAAGAAUCAUAAGGUGGAGCCGUGCACGACGACGCACGAGGCCCAGAUGAGCGUCAUAGCUGGCGUGAUGCUGCUCUGUGUGGCCGUGCUGGCGGCGGCGACUGCUGCGCUCUGCUGCUCGAGGCGGCGAGCCGCUCACUACUACACGAACGAGGAGAAGCGGAGGGAGCACGAGCACGAGCACCCAGAGGAGCUGCUCGGCCGGACGGAGGUGGCCAACGUCGCCACCAUCAAUGCUCCGUACACCCUCGUGGCUAAGCGCAGCUAGCAAAAUGCCCCGACGCCGGCUCUGCCGAGGCGCUACAGGCUGCCGCUGGAGCCCACCAUCACGACUGCUCCGCCGCACGAUUCCGCCCCUAUGCAUUACCUCCCGUCUAAUCUGUUACACGUUUCCAAAGACAUUAUGUGAUACGAGUACGAGGACGAUCUGGUCUAAGCCAAAGGACUCACCGAGGCCGAGGGUAGGUUGAGGACGAUCUGAGUAACUUA
Molecule: messenger RNA, 1300 nt
Organism: Aricia agestis (brown argus)
Lineage: Eukaryota; Metazoa; Arthropoda; Insecta; Lepidoptera; Lycaenidae
Product: leucine-rich repeat-containing protein 15-like
Exons: 2
Coding region: 33-1079 (348 amino acids)
Molecular function (GO): protein binding
Source: RefSeq, a predicted model, not a curated record